Molecule: messenger RNA, 4299 nt
Organism: Tigriopus californicus
Lineage: Eukaryota; Metazoa; Arthropoda; Copepoda; Harpacticoida; Harpacticidae
Gene: Nup154
Product: nuclear pore complex protein Nup155-like
Exons: 6
Coding region: 98-4216 (1372 amino acids)
Biological process (GO): RNA export from nucleus; protein localization to nuclear inner membrane; transcription-dependent tethering of RNA polymerase II gene DNA at nuclear periphery
Cellular component (GO): nuclear pore; nuclear pore inner ring
Molecular function (GO): protein binding; structural constituent of nuclear pore
Source: RefSeq, a predicted model, not a curated record
AUUAUUAACUUUCCAUGCGGAUUUGGCCGUUGUGAAGGACUCGUUCUUCGACCCUUGAAUUGGCAGUGAGUGGCUUUUCUCUCGGACUUGAACCGCCAUGACGCUGUCCUCGGUCAACGCCAGUGCCGUGGCUAACACCCACUCCGGGGUGGGUCAUGGAGGCGUGUCUUGGCACGAAAGUAUGGAAGCCUGUGGUCGCAUGGUGGAGAAGAUGCUCCAUUCCGACUCGCAAUGUCCGUCCUUGGGCGAUAAACUCCGUUGUCACGCCCCCGGCUCGCCUUCGGGCUUGGGGGCGGGUCUGUCGGGCAAUCACGAUCCGGAUUACCCGGCCGUGACCGCCCAAUCGGCCGUGAAUGCGGCCGCACUACGGGCGCCCAGUCAGAUUCGACGGGUGCCUUUGCCCGCCGAAUUGGUGGAACAUUUCGGACACAUGCAAUGUAACUGUCUGAUGGGCGUGUUUCCGGGCGUGGGCCGGGCCUGGUUGACCAUUGACAGCGACAUCUACCUCUGGCGCUUUGAGGAUGGCGGGGAUUUGGCCUAUUUUGAUGGGCUGGGCGAUACCAUUCUGAGUGUGGCUUGGUUAACGCCCCGAGUGGGCGUGUUCAAGGACCACAUUAAGUAUUUAUUGUGCUUGACUACGGCCGUGGAGAUUGUGCUGUUGGGCGUGACCUUUGGACCCAUUCCAGGUCAUGAAGAGGCGGAGAUGCAUUUGUUGCCUGAACCAUUGUUCACCCUGGCCACGGAUGCCGUGUAUAUGAUGUGUAUUGCGGGCACGGCUCACGGUCGGAUCUUCAUGGGCGGCAAAGAUGGGUGCCUGUACGAGUUCGUGUAUCAGGCUGAAGACGGCUGGUUCGGCAAGAAGGCCCAGAAGAUCAACCACUCCAAUUCCAGUCUCUCGUUCUUGGUGCCUUCGUUCAUCAAUGCGGCCUUCUACGAAGAGGACCCGAUUGAACAGAUUCAGGUGGACGAGAGUCGCCACAUCUUGUACACACGCUCCGAGAAGGGCAAUAUCCAAGUGUUCGACUUGGGACCCGAGGGCCGGGACAUGGUCAAAGUGGUGGCCGUUUCCCAAGCCUCCAUCGUUCAAGAAGCGGCCCGUGUCGCAAUACAUAUCGACCAGUCCAAUCUGACGCCGAUCAUCGGGAUCUCGGUGGUGCCCAUGUCGGAAUCGCCCGCACUGGCCUUGGUGGCUGUGUCGGGGAACGGCGUGCGGUUCUACUUUUCGGUCAUGGGCAACAACUUGAUGGGACGCCCGCAAAAUCUCUACCUUCAACACGUGCGCCUUCCGCCCGGAUUCUCGGCCGCCUCCAAUGUUCCCCGACCUAGCAAAGCCCACAUGAGUUACUACAAUCAAGGAACCUUGCUGUUGGUGUGCUCUCAAACCGAGGAGUCCGACAUGUUAUGGCUCCUCUCCAACGACGGAUUCCCGUUCCAAAACAUCCUCAUGGAGGGACAGACGAGUUUGCCCCUGGACGGCCGGGUCUGGGCUCUGGUCGAGAUUCCCGGCGAGGAGCGCAUGUUGAGACUCUACAAGGACUCGUUCCAGUCCAUGCAGCCUCCUCUGGUGGUCAUUCAGCACACGCAGAUCGCCAAGCGUUUCGUGCUGAUCUCGGCCCAAGGCACGAUCAUCGUGUCUAAACUCCGUCCGGUGGAUCAUCUCCGACAAUUGCUCAUCGAUCACGGUGGGCCCGAUAACGAAGUGGUCAAGGGCUUCUUCAGCCUGCAUGCGGAUGCCCAGGGGAUCGCCACCUCGCUCAUUCUCGCCUGUUCCCGGGCCAUCCAGGAUCGCAAGAUCUCCGAAUGGGCCACCCGGGCCUUCUUCUUGUACGGGGGCGAGCCUCGACUGAGCUUCGGUCAACAGGCGCCCAACCAAGCGGGCAAUCAAGCGGGUCGAAACGUGAGCAUGGCUCAGCCUUUCUCACCCUCGUUCCACCCGCACAUUGCGUCAACUCCGGCGCCGCAUAAUCAGAGUGCGGGCAAUGUGAACCCGUUCCUCACCCCCAGAGGAGAUGGAGGAUUUGGAUCCCAGAGCAUGUUCCAACCAGAGUUGAUCUUCUCGUCCAAGCACAACGGCCUCUAUCUGUACUUCUCGCGUUUGGUGCGACCCUUGUGGUUGGCCACGUUGGUCGUCCCAGGCAGCCAAACAACCCACUUGGCCAGCACGCUUACCAUCGACGAGAUCGAAUGGGUGUUGACGCAAUUGUGCGAUCUGAAGGAGUUCAUGGACCGCAAUUCUCACAUGCACUCGGGGAGCUCGGGAGGGGUCCAGGCCUCCAUGUCCUUGGGUCACCCGCAUCACCCGCACCAUCCUGGGAACCAUUUGCAUAAGUCGCAUCAAGAGGCUCUGUUGAAGGAACGCCAGAGUUUGCUGUUCUUGCAACAACUCGUGUCGCAUUGCCAGCAAGUGAUCGGCCUUUGGAAGGUGGUGUGCGACCAUCAAGUCCACGUGGUGGCGCAGAAGCUCGGUCAAGACGAACAGAACAUCCUUCGAGGCAUGUAUUUCCGCGAUCUCAUCCUCUCCAAUGCUGGGAAGGAGCUCAGCUCCAGAUUGGUCCAAGCCAUCAUCAACCUUUACUUAGCCGACAACGCCUCCACGGACGCCAUUUCCAAUCGAUUGAGAGAGGUCUGUCCAGCUUUAUACAACACGGAAGACGCCAUCUCGUCCAAGGCUCAUGAAAUGCUCAUCACGGCCAAAUCCAAGUCCAAUCCCAAUGAACGCGAGCGCCUGCUUCGGGAUGCCGUGAACAUGUGCAAGGACAUCGCGAGCCGUGUCAAUCUGGACGUGCUCACGUCGCAUUUGGCGGCUGUUCAUUGCUAUUGGGGCGUGGUGGAGGUGUGUUUGGCUGCGGCCAACCGUCGCGAUCCCCAGGGACUGGCUUUACACUACUACAAGAAGAGCGAACCCAUGGAAGACCAACAAGGCCACCAGGCCUUCGUGAACCGAAUGAACUGCUACAAACACGUGUUGGAGAUCCUCCGGAGACUCAUCGACACGGGUCGAGCUCACCCCAUGUCUCCAUCCGUGCCCAAAGCCCCCGGACCUCCCCCUCCCGCCGACCCCAAUCAACUGCCCCCACAAGAGGCCUCGGAAUAUGCGGAAAACGUGUUCCAAUUGGGCCUUCAGAGCGAAGAUCAGUUGUUCCACAUUGCCUUGUACCAAUGGCUCGUGGAUCACAACCAGUUCGAUCGGCUCCUCAGCAUUCGAAGCUCAUUCCUCGAGGAUUAUCUCACACGAGGCACGAAGCGAUCUCACGAGACCGUGCUCAUGUUCGAUUUGUUGUGGAAGUACUACGAGAAGGCCCGCAGUUACGCGGCCGCUGCCCGCAUUCUGGCCAAGUUGGCCGAGCGCCACACCGUGGAUGUGGCUUUACAACAACGUCUGGAGUAUCUUUCUCGCGCCAUCAUGUGUGUCAAAUCCGGUGAGGUCAAUGGAGAGUCCAGUCGAGGAGGCGUGGGCGAGUUGCUGCAUGACUUGGAGGAAAAAAUGGAAGUGGCUCGAGUUCAGCUCCAGAUCCUGGACAGUCUGAACUUGAUGGACCAAGCCAGUCCUUCGCCCAACCUCAAGACGGCCAUUGACCGUUUGAAUGCGGAUCUGCUGGACAUCUCGCAGUUGUACCAGGACUUUGCCGAGCCCUACGAGCUCUGGGAGUGUCAAUUGGCCAUCCUCCAUUGCUCGGGCCAUCAAGACAAGCUGUUGGUGGAGACCGUAUGGGAACACAUUCUGGAGAAGGAGCUCCGACAGAGCCAGGAUUUGACCAAUAGCUCGCGUAUCCCGAUGAUUGCGAAUAAACUGAAGGCCCUGGGCACGUUGUACGCAUCGGCAGCUCAACGAUACUUUCCCUUGGAGUUCAUCGUUAGAAAACUGGAGGUGUUCUCGUGCCAGAUCCAAUCCGAUCACACGUGGGUCUUCAAGACUCUUCUCAACGUGUCCAUUCCAAUCCCGAAAGUUUUGGAAGUUUACAACAGGUUGUAUUUAGCUAAUGAGCCCGUGUGGCUUCGCCAAGGCUCGCCCCAUCAUUUGCUCUAUGUUUUGGCCCGACUUCUGGACACCUUUGCCAGUUCUCCCUCCAUGGUGUCUUACAAUGAAAGACGCCAAUUUGUGGUCACGUGCUUGGAUGCUGUGGGCAAGUACUUGAGUAAUCUCUACACCAAACACGAUAGCAACCUCCUCGUCAGCGAGUUCAAGGCCAUCCAAGCCAAAUUGGAACGAUUGUAAAUGUGCCAACUGACCACAAGACCCUAAUGUGUGUUUUCUACGCUAAUCCAUGAAAUAAACGUCUCCAAAGUUAACAGGAAAAA